Messenger RNA from Prorocentrum cordatum, 783 nucleotides. The record is from the annotation of a GenBank genome assembly. NCBI's taxonomy places the organism in Eukaryota, Dinophyceae, Prorocentrales, Prorocentraceae.
AUGGAGGGCAUCAAAGGGAGUCACUACCUGCAUGCCGUGGAGGAGUUAAAAGCAGCGAAAGCAUCGACACUAGCAGCAAAACCAUGGGACCAGCAGCGAAAGUCGCUGCACGACCAGCUCGAAGUCGCAAAGAAGAAGCUGCUCAGUGCCCAACAGAAUUGUGACAAAACGUGUGAGGCCGUGGUCACCUUGGCUAAUGACUACACCAACCAGUGCAAGCUCGUCGCCGACCUGUCAGCGGAGACGCAGCAGUUAGAGACCCAGCACAAGAUGGCAGUGGAGCAGGCGUUGAAGGAGCACGUCAGCACCUCGGCGAAGCAGGCCGUCAUUCAGUUGUCGGCGAAGCUACGCGACGAGUGGCAGGCAGCCCAGGCAACCCAGGCCAGCUCCCAGCAGGCCCAGACGGCGUCCCAGGUGGCGGCGGAGUCCCAGACGGGCGCCGAGGUGGGGGCCGCAGUCCCAAUCGCAGCCGAUGCCGACCCGAGGGCGCCGUCGUUGGCCACCGCCACCCCAUCGGGAGACGUCAGCCCUGAGCUGGCUGCCAGCCUGGACGUCGAGGCCGAGGCCAUGCAGCUGGACCAUGACGAGGCAGACAAGCGGAGCCAGGGCAUGAAGCGCGUAGGCGAGGCGAUCGACCAGGUUCUGAACAUCAACGGCCAGAACUCGGCGCUCACGCCCCAGCAGCAGAUGGCCAACGCGGCGCUCAAGUCCAGCGCGAAGGCGCUCUGCCUGGCCAACAAGGGCAAGGGCGGAAAGGGGGCGAACGGGGCGCCGUGUGGGUAA